Molecule: messenger RNA, 1269 nt
Organism: Penicillium chermesinum
Lineage: Eukaryota; Fungi; Ascomycota; Eurotiomycetes; Eurotiales; Aspergillaceae
Exons: 5
Coding region: 1-1269 (422 amino acids)
Source: RefSeq, a predicted model, not a curated record
AUGGAGCCAGCCCAGAUUCAGUUAGCUCGAACUAUUCCAUCCUUGUGCCUCAGUGGUGGGACUUCAUAUUUAUCUAUAUACCCUGAAUGUCUUGCCCUCACCUUUAUGUCCGAAUGGAAUUCGUUCACGAGAGAUGCCUUCCAGCUUUUUCAAGAAGCAAGGAUCACCCAUGAUGUCCCGAUCCAUGAUGAAAACGAGCUAUACACCGUCGGAAAUAAAAUUGGUUUAUUUGGCAGGUUCGUGCGAAAUCUUUGCGAACCGGUCAUGAAAGCCCUUGCGCCAUUACCCGGUAUGGCUGCGAUUAGAUUCGCAGAUUACGAAGCGCUCUGUGCCCCAGAUUCCAAUAUUCCAGACAUAUGUUGGGGGCUUACUGACUCGCUCCGCACACCGGACAAUGUUUAUUUGGUUGGAGAAUUCAAAACACCAUGGACCGUCCCAGAUGCAUUUCUUAAUCUUCGUCGCCCUGAUUUAUCUCAUAACCUGGAACCACUUAUAGGACAGCUUGUUGCUCAAAUGCGCUCAAGAUCGCUUCGCUUUGGAUUCUUAUCCACCUACAACUCUACGGUUUUCGUCAAGAGAGCAGCAGAAUGCUCUUUUCUCAUUACGCUGCCCAUCAAGCAUGACGCAACAAAGCCUUCCCUUCGCCAGCUGUUUGCUGGCCAAAAUCCUGACAGACCCCCACCGUCGACGAACCAAUUAGAGUCUAUCACAUCAAAUAGUGUCAUCAUAAGCACUGACAGGUCCCCACCGACAGUAGUCGACUGUAUUCGCCAGCUAUCAGACUCAUCAUCAAUGAAAUCCAAAGCAACCUGGUUAGCUUCUAUCAACGGCACUUUAGUGAUUUUGAAGUACUGGGGGCUUGAGUAUGAUGAGUUGUUUGAUGCUGAAACAGUAGUCUAUGACCGACUCUGGACUCGGCGGCCAGCCGGUCUGCAUAAUUUUGCGAAUUGGAUACUAAGAGGAGAAAUCCUUUGCUCGAGUAUUUUGCCUUCCGGAUACGUGCUUGUGUUAGAGCGCAGAGAAGGAGUUGAACGAGCCCACAUUCAGGCGGAAUGCCUCAAUGCCAUUCACGCACUUCGAGCAGUCAAUGUGCGCAUACGCGAUGCAGGAAUGUACAAUGUCCUUUACAGCAGAGAGAGUGGUGUUUUGACUUUGCUUGAUUUCGAGAGUGCCCAAGAGAUUGAAAGCAAUUCGGUGAUCUCCACCUAUUACGAGAUGCAGUCUAUCUUUCGCUCUAGUUUUCCGCUGGGACGUCCGUCUGGUGGCUAG